GCGACCCGCAGCGCUCACCGCGGUAGUCGCGGCCGCCUCGCGAUGAGUUUAGUUUUGAAAACAAGGGGCCGCCCGCCGCUCACCGUGCCAAGUCGUCGCCGCGCGGCUCGCGUGUAGACGGAGCGCUCGCUCGCUCGUUCUUGCUGCAGGCACGGCGGACAGGCGCGGGAAUCCGCGACGCACCGUGAGCAUCGUCGCGUCGUACCGCGCGCGCAUCGGGUUUGCCAGAGUUCCUCCGUCCCUCGUUGGUUGCGUUCGGUCGCCGUUAUUCACCGCGACACGCACGUACGUACGUCCGUCCGUCCGUUCGUUCCUCUCUCUUUCUCUGUCCGACUCCCUGGCUGUCUCCUCUCCGCCGUCUCCUCCCACGCCGCCCGCGUCUCUCCCUUCGUGUCGUUUGUAACGAAACGUGACCGACACGAGAGGAAAAAAAGAAGGAAGAUGGACGCCCUUCGGGAGCAGGUGAUGAUCAAUCAGUUCGUGUUAGCCGCCGGCUGUGCCAGGGAGCAGGCAAAACAACUGCUGCAGGCGGCGCAUUGGCAAUUUGAGACUGCUCUGAGCAUUUUCUUCCAAGAGGCGGCGAUACCCUCCUGCGCCCAGGGAGCCGGCACCCACUUCGGCCAAAUAACUCCGUGCAACACGCCAGCUACUCCCCCGAAUUUCCCGGACGCGCUGCUGGCGUUCUCCAAGAUGUCGGCUGGUGAAAAGACUCCGUCGGGCAUGUCCCCGAGCCAGAACGGAUUGCAGGCGAACUCGACGGGGACGACCGUGAUGCAGCAUCACGCCGCGAGCGGCCGGUGCAGCGCGUCCGGCAAUGCGACGCAGCAGCAGACGCAGCCACAGCAGACGCAAUUCGGUCUAGGCGAGCCGCAGAGAUAAAAGUGACUGUGUUAGUUGGCGACGCGCGAGCGCGAGACGUCGCGUUAGACGCGCGCGAUUACGUUUCCGGUGCGAGGAUUGUGUUGCCCGGGGCAUGGAACGAGGGAGAGACGGGAGAGAAACGCGUACGCGGGGAAGCGGCUGGACAAGAAGAGGAGGACGGGAGAGGAGGAGAGGCUCCAUUCUCACGAGGAAAACGCUCUGUCUGGAGACAGGAAGAGGAAAAGAACGCGAGAUUGCAUGCGAUGCGUCGAUUUCCUCGACGACGACGACGACGUCGCCGUUUGUUCAACGAGCAUGAGCUGUAAAGCGGGUCCUGAUCACUAGGAUACUAUCCCUCGCAGCUUCCUCUUCGUGGGAGAUCCAGUGCUGAAGGGACGCUGAAGAGUGGCUCGUUACGGUCGGUGAGAGGCCGAUGGACCGAAGAGGGGCAAGAGUUCUCCGAAAAACGCGUCAAGAUCACUCCGCAGGAAGCGAUGAGGAACAUCGAGUCCUGGUCAGUUGAGCUCGAGCGCGUUGAGAAUCGUCUCUGUCCCGGGAGCUCUGCUUCCUUGUUCCUGUACGGCGUAGACUCGCGGACGUUUCUCGGAUAUCUUGGCUGUACUCCUUGUAUCCGACUGGACGGUGAACUCUCGCUAUCACUUCCACGCCAACAGUACAAAAGAUGACUACCCGCCACGGUUUCCGCGAUUCUCGUUCCCUGCGAGGAACGAGAACCUUUCUUCGCGCUACUAGGACGGCUGACGGCAGAGCCCGAUGCGGAGCGGAGAGCAGCGAAACCGGUCGCUGUAGCGCAGACUCGGAGAUGUUCAUUUAUUCGUGGAACUUAGGUGGUUUAUUACUGAUCCUUUCGCUGUAUUUCCUCCUAAACUAGCGAUGCUUGCAAUACUCGCGUUGUUCGCGCGCGCGUUUCCGUUUCCAUACAUGUAUAGGCGUAUACCGAGUAUCUCGAUGGUAUAAAUAUUACGAGGCUAAGCUAACGAGGUAAACGAAGAUUCUAUCGUGUAAAAAUUUGUAAAAAAAGGAGAGAUUGUGAUGUACUUCAAAUUUACGUGACGUUUGUUUUACUUGUAAUAACUGAGAACAUGUGACAGGGGUAACUGACGAUGAGACAAAAAUUCGAGGAAUUCGCGAGUAACGGAACGUAAACAAAAAGAGAGAGAACAGUCCGGGAGAGAUGGGAGAGAUUGACAUCAACUAACCCGGUAUCUCUUUCCUCGGUCUCGCGAUAAAGCGGCGAGGAGUUCCUCGAUUGGAUUAUUUCGUCGACUAAAUGCACAACUAGAGAUUACGUACUGCCUGUUUUAUGCAACGCUAGACUUCACGAUAUUCACACGAAUGCUCUUGUAUGGCAGCUGGCGAUGUAACGUUAUUCGAUAUCAGUAUAUCUUUCGCGUACCUUUCGCAACAUAGACGGACGAUUAUUCGUGCUACGGACUACUUGUACUUUGUUUCCGUUAAGAUCCUAUUUAUAUUCCGCGUAGCGACGAAUUUAGUUCCCUCCAGCCCCUUCGGGGGUAGAAGUUUCUUUCUAUCUCACCACGCGUAUCAGAUAGCAAGAAGGAAUUUUUUCCGUUCUUUGCGAGCGAACAUCUAAAGUGUGUCUUUUACGGAUAUUCGUAUCUCCUCCUCUUAUUUGUAGGCGUAAAUCGUAGUCUCCAAGAGGUGUGAAGGUAACAAGGAAUUCAGAGUCCAAGCUUAACCCGAUAAUCUAAUUUCCGACGAUGCAAUAUAUAGCUGGAUCCAGUGUGUCCAGGUGUCGCAUACGGCUUUGUCACUGCGAUUACGUUUAUGUAAAUAAUAGUGGAUAUUAGUCGUAAGAGAGAGAAAGAGAGAGAAAGAGAGAGAGUGUGUGAGAGAACGAGAGUAAGAGAGUGCGAGUACGCGAUAUUUUUUCCAGUAAGGUACACGCUUUAAUACCUUCCUUUAUGUUUGUGUAACGCAUAGGCCGUGUCCGAGAUGGAGCAUAGGAGUAUUGACAAGAAGGAGGACAAGAAUGUACUACUACUAUUACUACUACUACGUUGAAAUUACGAUUAUUGUUUAUUUGACUAUUACAACGGCUAAAAUAAUAGUCACGUGUACAUAAAAAAGAAUUUUUGGAGAAUUAAAUAAAAUAUUAAUAAUGGUG
This is a messenger RNA of Ooceraea biroi (clonal raider ant), 3010 nucleotides long. RefSeq names its product UBA-like domain-containing protein 2-A. The record is from RefSeq and is a predicted model, not a curated record. Lineage: Eukaryota; Metazoa; Arthropoda; Insecta; Hymenoptera; Formicidae. Gene Ontology annotation, molecular function: protein binding.